This is a messenger RNA of Oryza brachyantha (malo sina), 1074 nucleotides long. RefSeq names its product NAD(P)H-quinone oxidoreductase subunit U, chloroplastic. Bases 54 to 725 code for a protein of 223 amino acids. The transcript has 5 exons. Gene Ontology annotation, cellular component: NAD(P)H dehydrogenase complex (plastoquinone); chloroplast; chloroplast thylakoid membrane. The record is from RefSeq and is a predicted model, not a curated record. NCBI's taxonomy places the organism in Eukaryota, Viridiplantae, Streptophyta, Magnoliopsida, Poales, Poaceae.
AUUUCCAUCCCCACCUCCCUUAUCUCCCGCGCUCCAGCCUCUCCACUCCCGCCAUGCCUGCCGUUGGCGUCGCCUCCCCGCCGGCGCCCGCCGCCGUGUCCUCCCCGUCCCCGCGCUGCCGCGUAUCCAUCCCCCGCGGACGAUUCUCCUCCGCGGCGUCGUUCCGCGCGCGGUGCGCCGCCGCCGCCGCCGAGGACGCCGCGGCGGCGGCGGUGGCGGAGACGGUGGUGGAGGGGGACCCCGAGGCGGGCACGGACGUCGCCGGCGGCGCCGCCACGUCGACGCGGCCGCCGUACUCCCUCAUCUCCGCCGACAACGUGCAGAAGGCGAUGCGUGGCCUCGCAAUUACAGACGCUGAUCAUUAUGGUAGACUUGGGAUCACCAGAUUAGCUUCUACCGAUGAGGUUAAAGCCGCCUACGAGAAGAAAUGUGAAGAACUGAAUAGCAAAGGAUUGGAAGAAGAGGAAAUCAUUAAGGAGCAUGACCUCAUAAAGGAAUCUUUUACCAUUCUAGCAACCGAGGAAGAGAGAAGAUUAUACGAUUGGAGUUUGUCAAGAAGUGGGCAGCCAGAGCGAUACGUCUGGCCUUUUGAAGUGGAUCCCUUGGAACUAGCACCAGAGCCUCCAAAGGAACCAGAAGAUGAGUUCCCGACGAAGUUGGUUGGCUACUUUUUCUUGGCAUGGUUCAUGCUGUCUGUUGCCUUGUCAGUAACCCUCAACAGAUGAUGAACUGUAAAUUGUAAUCCAGAACUCCUGCGUCACCAUGAACGCUCUGCAUGACUACAUGUAUACUGAUUAUUAUGGUAACUAAAGUAUAGUGCACUGAAUUCAUAUGUACAGAUCCUCUUUUUAUGUCUCAAGCUUUCAAGGAAUUCAUGGGCCAUUUGGUAUCAUGCAAACGAGAUGUUCCAAAUACAGCUGCCCCCUUUGUACUCUGAUUAUUAUGCUUGCACUGCAGUUUCGCGUAUUAUGACUGUAAAUGGGACUAUUGAUUGGUGUAGAACAUUUUUCAUGUUGCAGAAGUUACUAAUAAGCAGCAGGGAGCUGCAAAUUUAUCCACCGGCAAAUUCUCAUU